This is a messenger RNA of Aspergillus thermomutatus, 588 nucleotides long. RefSeq lists its product as uncharacterized. The record is from RefSeq and is a predicted model, not a curated record. The transcript is spliced from 3 exons. Lineage: Eukaryota; Fungi; Ascomycota; Eurotiomycetes; Eurotiales; Aspergillaceae. Bases 1 to 588 code for a protein of 195 amino acids.
AUGAGUUUCGAUCUUCCUUCUGUUGACGAAAUCAAACGCGCGGCCGAGGUUGGCCAGCGCAUCACACCCGAAGAUGUCUCGGUCAUAGCACAGGCGGAGAGCGAGUUGACGGGCACAGGGCCCGUGAGAGGAGGGCCUGCAGCGACGGCGCAGAGCCUGGCGAUGCGGCAGAUGAACUUUGACACGAAGUUGGAUGAGAUCUCGAGGAAGCCGCAGAGUCAUAUAACCCAGGAGGAUGCACGAGAGAUACAGGCUACGGAGGUCAGUCUGCCACUCGCUAGUGAUGUUCUUUAUGGCGUCAAAACGAAACGGUCUAACGAUUUUCUCGCGCAGGGUCGUGCAUUUAACAAGCCGCCUGGGGUGGGCUCCGUCGCCGCUCAGGUUCGCUCCAUCGCCAACCGGAACGAGGCACUGGGACUUCCACCUGUCAAUGCAGAUGUUUCUGUAUAUGUGACAAAGGAUGAUGCGCGAGAGGCGCAAAGUGCUGAAGCGUCGGUGUAUGGAGGACAGAACCCCGCGGGCGGGAUGGCGGCUCAGAUGCAGAGCGCUGCCGAUAAGAUAGAGCAUAUCAGAAGAUGCAGCGAGUAG